AUGGAUAAUGGCUACCAUUGUUUGGUGACUGCCAGGGCCAGUUUUGCAACCGUCCUGCCAUGUGCUCACCACGCCGUCCAGGACGCCUUUGCUGUCUUUCUGACCUAUCCUCUGUCCCCGGAAGAUCAUUUCCCAGGAUUGCAACGGGUGCACCGCUCAACAAGGCGACUGCGCGGGCACGUGUGGUGCGCACCAGGCGAUCUUACAGCGGCGGCUCGCAGCGGCGGACCAGCGAUACGUCAGGGCAGUCCGCCCACUCACUACCCCAGAGUGCCCGGCGUGCCGAAGCCGAACCGCCAACCUCAACUGCGGUGCCGACAGUUUGGCUUACCUAACAGUUACUCCCUCUGGCUGCCGCGAUUCGCCUGCCGCGCGGAGCUGUCGGCGCCGCUGGGCCAAUCAGCUGCGCGCCUGCUGCCGCGCGCCGCCAGCUUUCCCCGGAUUUUCGGUCAGCUGACCUCGCCUGGAGCCGGAAUCGAACAUUCGAUGCGCCCCUUGAAAGCCACUCCCCCGCCCUGCUUCAGCGCCAGCGAUCCCAGAUCCCAUGCAUUCCAAUUAGUCGAGGCUGGAAUGCCCAGAAAGACACCAAAGAGACAGACUGUAGCACAGCUCUUGAACGCAAUGGGACCUCCUCUUGGCAACUCUCAGCCAAGCAAGGAGAUCAUCGAUAGACAGACAAACUAUGUCGUAUAG
Rasamsonia emersonii CBS 393.64 is the source of this 693-nucleotide messenger RNA. RefSeq lists its product as uncharacterized. Lineage: Eukaryota; Fungi; Ascomycota; Eurotiomycetes; Eurotiales; Trichocomaceae. The transcript is spliced from 2 exons. The coding region runs from base 1 to 693 and encodes 230 amino acids. The record is from RefSeq and is a predicted model, not a curated record.